Molecule: messenger RNA, 877 nt
Organism: Tilletiaria anomala UBC 951
Lineage: Eukaryota; Fungi; Basidiomycota; Exobasidiomycetes; Georgefischeriales; Tilletiariaceae
Exons: 1
Coding region: 114-740 (208 amino acids)
Source: RefSeq, a predicted model, not a curated record
AUCCGUCUUGCCAUUUUGGUGGGCCCUCUUGUCUGGAGACUGGAGAAGCUUUCUGGCUAAGCGCGAAGAUAUUGGUGACCCAUCCAAUUGCUUGCUGGCUGGCCCUCGCUAUCAUGUCCUUCACCCCUGACUGCAACGAGGUGAGGCGAUGUGCAUGCGACGCAUCAGCACUACCCGGGACGGACCUAGAACCGACAGCAGUAGGCCAGUGUAUCUGUCGCGGUCCGAGCUCCCAAGCGCGUCAUCACUUUUGCUCAACUUUCCAGCAGUCUGGUUGGCGAGGCGGGGCGCCGUUCUUCUCUCUGCAUAUCUCUCGCUGCGCCCACCUCCCGAGGCAGCAGCAGGUUCUUUUUUCUUUCUGUCCGCACACGGCACUGCGCCCGUGUCGCCGGCUUGUCAGUUCUCCAUCAGAUUCGCUCACUGCUCCCGCCGCCACCACACGCAGCGCACAACAUCCUCACAUCAUCGUACCCAACCCAACCCCAUCGUCCAUUGCUACAAUGAAAGGACGGGCUGCCCAAGAUGGAUGGCAUUCUGGGUGCUUAGCCACGCUGCUGCGUCCCACCCCACUGCUGGAAUUGAUCGUUGCAUCCAGUCUCUUGGACGGCGCAGCAGCCUGGCUACUACAGGACACUCUGGCUAUAGGUAGCCUCGAAGAAAGGGAGAUACAUACCUGUAUAUAUACAACACACACGUACAUAACAUACACAUGGGAAAGCGCGUCGCAGCGGCGGACCUGAUCAGCGAACGAGUGUCUCCGGCCUUCCUUGCCUUUUGCUGCUGUCACAGUCAGCAGGAGGAAAGCGAAGGUGGAACACAUACACAUGACCAUACACAUACACGUAUACAUACACAUACACAUGCAUACACAUAGACA